Molecule: messenger RNA, 12491 nt
Organism: Xyrichtys novacula (pearly razorfish)
Lineage: Eukaryota; Metazoa; Chordata; Actinopteri; Labriformes; Labridae
Source: the annotation of a GenBank genome assembly
GUCAGUCACCGCGCUUCCUGUUUCGCGGUGCGGUUUGUUAUUGAAGCGAAGCUGCUUUAAAUGCGAAGGGAAAUGUUGACGGUGAGUUGGAGAAGUUGGAAUUUAUUUUCGACAGACGCCCACCUACACGUAGCUGUUGUUGUUUAGAGCAUGUUUUCGUGCGGUUUGAUGUGUUUUUUCUCUCUAACGGCUUUAAUUCCGUUAGUAUAUGAAUGAAGAAAGUUCCUCAACGGUCGUUACCUGUCGUUACCUUAACAGGAGGUGGACGGACACACUCUUCAUGGCUCUUCGUGUUUCGUCUUUGAGAUGAAUUCUAGCGCCGAAUUUGACAGAAAAUGAAGACUUUUGUCCCUCUCUGAAGAAGAAGAAACUUUAAUUAAGAACGUUCGAGAUGUCGGGGGGGCACGAACAGAACCGGAAGCGGCGCCCUCCCAAAAUGUUUUUGAUCUCGACCGACCUGAAGGUCCAGGACCAGCUGGAAGGUACCAUUCGGCUGCAGCGGGGGUUCAUCUGCCAGGAGCAAGACAAGAGCAGGGGCGACUCUCUCUGGGUCAAGGUAUUUUCUACUCAUAAAUAACUCAUUUUUAAACAAUAUCAAGGUUAUUGAGCGCUUGAAUUAUCAAAUUUUUAAUUUAUAUUUUGUUUCGAAUUUAUUAUCUUAGUUUUUGUCACUUUUUGAGUUGGUUUAGGAGAUCCAAAAUAAACUUAUGUAGUUGAGCGAGUGUGCUUAUUUUUGUGUGACCAAGAUAUCUAUUUUGGUUGUUUGUAUUUUCUAGUUUUAAUUUAGGUUGUGAGAUGUAUUGUAAUCAGUCCUUUCUUCUAUUAUUUGCACACUUAACCUCAGACUGAGCCACACUCUUUAAGUUGUUUUAACUCUAUUUGACCUCUUCUAAAUCACUGUAAUCUUUUGUUGUUCGUAGGGCUGGGCGAUAUGGGAAAAAGUUUAUCACGUUCAGGGUCUCCCCUACUUGCAAUUGAUCGUGGCGCACCGCCACGGAUAAAUAAAAGCCGCCACACCUGAAAAAAAAUUGUUUUUAUCUCACGUAGUUCUACCUCGGACUCAUAUGUAUCAGCAGUGUUUCCCCUACACAUGUGCGUCGCUUUUGAAAUUUCACAUGGUCAUUAUUAUCACUGCGCCACUAAUGAUUUCUACUCGCACUGUGUGAGCACAACAACACACAACGUUAUUUCCGACUUGUAGUGAGUCAUCAAGGAGCGCAUCAAAAGUGGACCCUCUUCCACUGAUGUGAAGGGUGAUGUUUCAGCUCAUACACGGUCUGUAUAGCGAGUAGCGCAGGUAACGUAACUUGAAUGUAACAGCGUAGCUCCUGGAGCGGCAAGAGAGUGCGGGUAACAAGGGCCCGCACCCCCCCAACACACACACACACAAACACACACUGCCACAGCUGAAAAAAAUUCUAGGGGAAACACUGACAUUAUUUUUUAUUCGUAUCAGUCGAUAUCAACAUACAUCAUGAUAUAAAAAAAUUAAAUCUAACAGUGCUUAUAAGCAGCAUGUCUUUUGCAAUACAAUAAGCUACUGCAUCUGUAGGGCCCUAUAAAAUCUGUUUUAUUUUUUCCCAAAUUAUUAUUUUUUAAUUUAUUUUUAUUAUUUUAUAAAAUAUAAUAUUAAUACUAAUAUACUAUGAUAACAUAAUAAGUAUUGUUAUUGUACUUUCAGUUGUGUUAAACUUACCCCUCAUGUUGUUGUUUUACCCCUCAGGUGUUGGACAACGGCGUGGUGUUAAAAAUAGAGAGAAAGUUUCUGCAUGAAGUCCCAGCUGACCUCAGCGGUCUGCUCGAGCCAGUAGCUGAUCCUGAAGUCCGGCUCAAACUUCUCAGUAAUACAUUUUAAUUGUUACUGAGUAGACGCAUAAAUAGUACAAACCAGAUUUUUGUGUAAAGCCUAACCUCUUUGUAUCAAAACCAUGACAUGACCUUUUUGAUUUCAAAACUGAAAGUUAACUUUAGCUCAUUGAGUUCCUCUCCAUGUAGUUAAGUUUCCUUUUAACAUUGUUUUGUAUUUUUUCAGACACUCCAGGGAAGUUGGAGCAGUUAGUGUCUCUGCCUCUCGAAUCGCCGCUUUGGGUCCAAAUAGGCGCACAGGACGAGUUGGCAGAGGCAGAGCUGAAAUACAAAGGGCCGCUGACUCGAGGGAGUAGUGCUGUGCUGUUCGGAGUGCAGCUCAAGGUAAAGUUGAUUCCAAAAUUAGGUUACACAUGAAUCAAAUUUCAAUUUCUUUGCCACCCUGCCCAUCAUAAAAAUAUGCUAACCAAGACUUGACGCCCUAUUUGUUUAAAGGAUAUUCCAAGGUAAAAUUAAUUUAGGGUCGAACACACCGUAACACCAAGUUAGACACCCCGUCAAGAGGUGAAUGUUGCUGACCGCUUGCUUCUGUAGUUAUACCAACUUUAGUAACGACCGCACGAUAGCAAUACAUAGAGCCACGCGCUCAACCAAAACACCACUCUAUAGCCACAAAUAAUGAUCAGAACAGCACUUAACUUCAUCAACAGUACAUAGAGGGUCCCAGCCACCAAACAUCUUUUUAGCUUUGCCUAAGAGACUGAACACAACUCACCUACUCUCUUCCAGCAGCCACUUGUUUGUAGCGAGACCAGCAGGGUUUCGCAGCUCAAGGAAGAACAUUUAUGAUCAUUUCUUUAUCAUUUCCUUGAAGUAAUAAUCACCAUAUUAAUCAUUUUGCACUGCAGACGCGGUAGUUCUUCUGCCUUAGUGUCUUGGUCUUAGUGUCUAACUCGGUGUUACGGUGUGUUUGACCAUAAAUUCAUUUUACGCCGGAAUAUCCCUUUAAAUAAGGCAGCCUCCCUUCAAACAGCUCUCGCUCUUACUUUGCAGUAAACAGCUACGUUUUUGACAUGUAUUUCAGGGUUCAGCAGCUGGUAAAGGAGACAGUAACGGGACCUUCAGAGGUCACCGGCUCUUCAGCUGCCCCGAUGCCUGCGGCCUCCUCCUUCCAGUCAGCCACAUCAGGCAGCGCCACUGGUCUCGCAGCAACGGCUCAGACGCACAUGAAAGACCCCGAGAACGGGACCACCACCAACACCGCAGCAGCAACGUCCAUUCCAGCAACGGGCAUCAUAGCAGCAACCACCCAAAUCAUCAUCACCAACAACAGCCGCAGCAGCACAGCCGUCACAUCAGUUUCCGUCAACAGCGUCCCAGCAGUCCUUCUCAGACACACGCUUUUGGCAUCCUGCCUCGAACGGCAGAGUCUGCGCCCAUCACAGCUCAGAACCAGGUCCAGGUUCGAGUUCCUGCAUCACCUCCUCCUUUCCAUGCUGGUCAGCGGGUGUGUGUCCCACUAGACGACAAUGUGUACAGCGGGGAGGUUCGCUUCUGCGGUCUCCUGCCUGGUCGUUCCUCUUCAGGGAUGUACGUCGGAGUCCUGCUGGUCAGUAUGACUACAAAAAUAAGGAUUUCAAAUAUACUGUAAAAGUUUAAACUGUAAUUUGAAUUAUUUGUUUGAUUAAUGGGCGGCACAGUGGUGAGGUGGUUAGCGCUGUCGCCUCACAGCAAGAAGGUCCUGGGUUCGAAUCUGGCUCGGGUGUUUCUGUGUGGAGUUUGCAUGUUCUCUCUGUGUCUGCGUGGGUUUACUCCGGGUACUCCGGUUUCCUCCCACAUCCAAAAAACAUGCCUCAGUGGGGUUAGGUUAACUGGCCACCUUCAAAUUGCCCGUAGGUGUGAAUGUGAGCGUGGAUGGUUGUUCUCUAUAUGUCAACCCUGCGAUGAACUGGCGACUUGUCCAGGGUGUCCCUUGCCUUCGCCCGAAGAUGCUGGGAUAGGCUCCAGCCCCCCCGCGACCCCGGGAAUGGGAAUAAGCGGUAGAAAAUAGAAGGAUGGAUGUUUGAUUAAUUCUCACACAUUUAUCCUGAACCAAGUGUGUCUUAUCUUUACCGGCGCAGCUCUGUUUGCAACAUUGUGUUUGUCUUUGUGUUCCAGGACGAUCCCGUCGGGAACUGGGACGGGUUUUAUAGAGCAGAGAAGCUCUGCCACAUUCCUUCCCCUAACCGUGGACUACUACUGCCAACCACUAAGGUGUCCUCAGGUAAACCACAACACCCUACACACUCAGAGUGUGUGCUCCAUGUAAACUGACACUGCCAACCUGAAAGAUUAAGCUAUCAGGGAUACUUUGACUUAUUCUUCGGGCUACUCUCUAAUCUUUGCCAAGUUGAAUCAAACAUUGUCUCAGUAAUUCUCCUGGGAUUAGGAUUACAUAUAGUUUUCAUUAUUGUGACUCUAUCAGUAGUAUAGAUAUUACAGCUAAGAACUCAGCAUGGUGCAGCUUCUGUUUUUAAGUAAUCGUGUAAACAGUGAACCAUGAAAGUCAUGUCAUGAACUUAAAAAAACAGAAGUGACAGAAGCUGUGGUUUCAGAGAAAAUUCAGAGCAGAAGAGCCUUUGAGCUGGAUUCUCUCUUAUGGCCACCAGGGGGCAACUUCACUGUUAUAGCAGUGUUAAAACAGAUGGGAAUGUCUUAAAAAAAGAAAAGGAAAACAGUGUAUGUCCCAAAAAAUGGUGGCUAAUGUAUCCCAAGUGUCCCUUGAAGGUAGAAAAACAGGUAUUUGUGUGGUGUUUGAAAACAGAAAUGACUUUCUUGAUAUGUAGUUUUACUGCUACUUUACUUUUAUGCAUCAAAACGAACAAAAAAAUUUAAUUUUUGUCUCUAUUUCUGUUCUUUUAGAGCCCAAAUCUCACCGACACAACCUCCCCCAACUCCCCAAAUCCAUCCUGAAGCUAGCACCAGCCUCCUUCUCCAAACCUGGCCCUUCAUCGCCGCCUGUCUCCGCUCCCAAAGUCGCCCUGUUGCCACCCCCCAAACAAACAGUUAAACCUCCACCACUGCCUCCGCCUAAACCCUUGAGCAAACAGCUGUCCUCUCCCCCGCUCCCUCCUCCCAAACCCCUCAGCCCAACAACGUCACCAUUAGAAACCGACCAACUGCAGCACACCAACGGCGAUCACAACCCUCCUUCGCCCUUGAGGUCGCCAGACAGCGUCGAUGGAGCGGGGAAUGAUGGCGAGGCGGGUCAGGUGGACGAGCUCGAAGUGGGGUCGAUGGUUGAAGUUAACGACCCGCCCCUUUUCGGGGUUAUCCGCUGGAUUGGACGGAUCAACGGGGUUAACGAAGCGGUGGCUGGGAUUGAGCUGGUAGGAGAAAAGCUUCGUUUUGGUUUUAACAAUUAAACCGUGACUCUGAUUUAAGACGAAUCCUCUGUGUGUGUCUCAGGAUCAGGAGCUCUCUGCAGGAACAGACGGCAGUUACCUCGGCGAACGCCACUUCCGAUGCCCGGCCAACAAGGGGCUCUUUGUGAAGCUCCGCAACUGUAGGCGGGACUCCAGGUUUCCAGCCCCUGAGACGCCUGUCAAUCAAGUGGAACGAUGCAACUCCAUAGGUAAGAAGGCAAAGUCUAAUGCAAUGUCGGAUGUCUGAGCUAGGAAUUACGUCAUACUCGAGUUACCAGCGCCAAGUCGGAAGAAAGCAAAAUCGGAGGCCUGAAACAAGAUGGCUACAUCUACGAAAGGGGAUGCUAAAAUAACUUAAAAUAACAAAAAUAACAAACGCUAAAAUAACUUUCGUAGAUGUGGCCAUCUUGUUUCCGCCUCCGAUUUUGCUUUUUUGCGACUUGGCGCUGGUAACUCGGGUGUGACGUCAUUCCAAGCUCGGACAUCUGACUUCCGAGGUAGUGGUCCAAUUUUAAACAAGGACGAUAAUCUGACAUUAGCUUUGUGGCGCUCACAGCGUUCGCAGAGUGGGGCAGCGAGCGGGUGGAAGAGCACACUCCUCCUGUGGACGGAGAAGAAGCCCGAGAGCUUUACGAGGGCUGGAAGAGAGGCAUCCAGGGUCACCUCAACUCCUGCUACCUGGACGCUACUCUGUUCAGGUGAAAUCUGAACCUGUUAAAUACAGAAAGAACCAACAAUACAGAUGUCACUGUAAUUUCAACAAAUCUUUUAGAGUUUUUUUUAGACUGAAACUCAUAUUGAUCGUGUCCGUCGUCUCCACAGUCUGUUCUCCUGCUGCAGCUCGGCAGACUGGGUCCUGCUUUGGCCCUCUGAUGCCGAAACAGACUCCAACUCCAUUCAGGCCCAGGACCUGCUCAGGUGUGAGGUCGUCAAUCCUCUCAGAAGGUACUAAGAUACACCUUUAGAAAACUGCCAGAUGCAGCACACGUAACAAGGGUCCAGGCCUGAACAUAUUUAUGUGGCAGUGUUUCCUUUCAAAUCCUUAUUCUUGACUUUAAAGGGAUAUAAGGGCGUAAAAUUAAUUUAGGGUUAAACACACCGUAACACCCAGUUAGACACCCCCUCAAGAGAUGAAUGUUGCAGACCACUUGCUUCUCUAGUUAAACCAACUUGAGUAAUGAUCACACGAUAGCAAUACACAGUGGUCUGAGGAGCCAUUAACAAACCUCAACCAAAACGCCACUCUAUAGCCACAAAUAAUGCUCAGAACAGCACCUAACUUCAUCAACAGGACAUAUAGGGUCCCAGCCACCAAACAUCUUUUUAACUUUGACUAAUUUCUUUAUCAAAGAGACUAAACACAACUCACCUACUCUCUUCCAGCAGCCGCUUGUAUGUAGCGAGACCUCAGGCCAGUCCAUUACAUACUGCUGCGAAGUUUCGCAGCUCAAGGAAGAACAUUUAUGAUAAUUUCUUUAUCAUUUCCUUGAAGUAGUAAUCAUCAUAUUAAUCGUUUUGCACUGUGGACGCGGUAGUUCUUCUGCCUUAGCGUCUCGGUCUGAUUGUAUUUCCAAGAGUAAAUGAUCAUAAAUGUUCUUCCUUGAGCUGCGUAACCCCGCUGUAGUCCGCAAUGGACUGCCCUGAGGUCUUGCUACAAACAAGCGGCUGCUGGAAGAGAGUAGGUGAGUUGUGUUAAACUCUUUGCCAAAGAAAUUAGUCAAAGCUAAAAAGAUGUUUGUUGGCUAGUACUAUGGCUAGGACCCUAUCUGUCCUGUUGAUGAAGUUAGGUGCUGUUCUGAGCAUUAUUUGUGGCUAUAGAGUGGCGUUUAGGUUGAGGUUUGUGCGUGGCUCUCUGUAUUGCUAUUUACGGUCGUUACUAAAGCUGGUAUAACUAGAGAAGCAAGCGGUCGGCAACAUUCAUCUAUCAAGGGGAUGUCUAACUCGGUGUUACGGUGUGUUUGACCUUAAUUUAAUUUUACGCCGGAAUAUCCCUUUUAAAAAUGCACCAUAUAAGAUGUAAUUUAAUAAUAUGCUUUGAUGCAGAUUAUGCUACACAAUAGGCUAGAAGUUGAUAAAUAAUCUCAGUGUUUUCACAGGCUGAUAAUAGUCUUAAAGAUUCUGAGUGCUUUACUGACAACAACAAUAGGGAAACCGGUCAGAACCGCGAAACGCUCCAUGUGAUGAAGCUCUACUCAAGUGUCUGCACACCUGUGUGUUUCAAAGGUACGGCUACGUGUGCGCCAGUAAGACCAUGGCCUUGAGACGUCUGCUGGAGGCUGAGAACAGCGACAAAGGCUUCACCAACCAAGAGAAGGGUGAGUGUGUGACAGCCUGCAGGUGUUUAGCAUUUGUGAGUGAGAUCAGACUGAGGAAUGUUGUCGCGCUGCUGUUUCUCAGAUCCCGAAGAGUUUCUCAACAAGCUUUUCCAGCUCCUCCGAGUCGAGCCGCUCCUCAAGAUCAGGUAACCGCAUGUAACCACACUGCUUUUACAACUCCGUAAUUGAAAUCUGAUGUGAAGUGAAUAAAAAUAACUUCAUUUUAAAAGCUUCUUUUGGGACAAAUUUACCAAAAAUUCAUGCACAAAAAUCAGAAUAAACUGAGAAAACGCCUCCAUGCGUGGAAUUUAAAUUAGCAUUGUGACUGCGCGCGGUUUUCUUUAGAAGUUGACUGUAUGUAAGUGAGGUAAAUUAAAGAGGACCCAGAAAAGAUCCCUGAGGUACACCAAAGACGAGGGAAAUAAUAGAGAAGGAUUCAUUUCAGCCACUACAGACUGAUUUUACGAUUUUCCUCAAACCUGUAAAACAUUUAAAAAAAAUUUCCGCCUGGUGAGAAGGGGUCACAAAUGUACACUGAGCUGUUUUUAGAGGUUUUGACGCCAGCAGAUGAAAACGCUUAAAGACAUCUUAUGAUUCUCAUUUCUUAGAUCGAUGACUCAUCAACCGCAGGAGUGCCACCUCUACCAGCUCUUCCCACCUACACUUCCCUCCUCACCCACCUCACCUUCAACCCCCUCCCCCAUCCAAUCCCCCCUUCCCCUUUCCUCGCCACCGUCCAGCCGCAUGAGGGUGGCCAGCGUCCAGGCUCUGCUGGAGUCCUCCUUCCUCCACGCCGGCCUCAAGUUUGUCGAGGUAACAAAAGAUGGUCCUUAAAAUUCUGAGUCAAGACGCUUUCGUUGAGAUUACUUCAACCGUACCGUGUGUUUAUCAUGUCAACAGGCGCCGUCCUGCCUCCUUCUGCUCAUGCCCAGGUUUGGAAAGGACUUCAAAAUGUUUGACGCCAUCUUGCCCACCCAGAGCCUGGACAUCACAGACCUGCUGGACGACAGUAAGAGCAAUUUCACAGGAGAAAAAAAUCAUUUUUUUGGUUACGUUUGAGUUACUUUUGUGGCCUUAACUCAGAGCUGAACUUCAGUUUUCGUUGAGUGUAUUUUUUGUCUCUUUUUGUGUUGUUAGCUCUGAGACAGUGCAGCAUCUGUCAGGCUGUGGCUGAGUGGGAGUGUCCUCAGUGUUUCGAGGACUUGGACAUCACUCCUGGUCAUCUCAAACAGUACUGCAACACCUGCAACACGCAGGUACACACACACACCUCUGCCUUUUCUUUCUAAAUCAGUAAAACGUUCAACACUUAGAGCUCCACUGGAUCGCCGGCAAUCCCAUGUGACACCUUUGACAUUGUUUACAGUUUUUCAGGAAGUAUACCGUGUAUCUCUAUGGGAUAAACAGUCUUCAAAAGCUUACCCUUUCGGCAAUCUAUCAAGGGUUUCCAGAUAUUUCUACACCUGCUACAAGGUUUACAAUCCAAGGUGUUUGAUCAAAGACGUUUGAUGGUAAAUCCGCAGUGAUAUACCGGUGAAAACAUGAUUAUUUAUCAUAUUGUUGUGAUAAAAAAGAUCGCUAACACUAAAUGCCGCAAAUGUCUUCUGGGUUUGACAAGCUUUUUUGAUGACGUCUUCUUCUGUCAAACUUUGGACCAGUUAGAUGGUCUCAUAUUCUUCUGUGUCCAAUAAGAGGCAACCAAAGAUCAACAAGAGACAGAAAAGUUUCCUGCUUGUCUGCAAAAUAAGCUUACUCGCUUGUUUGUAGCAAGACCUCAGACGAGUCCACUAGAGACUACAGCGGGGUGACGCACCUCAAGGAAGAACAUUUAUGAUCAUUACUUUAUCAUUUCCUUGAAGUAAUAAUCACCAUAUUAAUCAUUUUGCACUGCAGACGCGGUAGUUCUUCUGGCUUAGCGUCUCGGUCUGAUUGAAUUUUGAUGAAGUAAUAUAAAUGUUCUUCCUUGAGCUGCGUCACCCCGCUGUAGUCCGUAAUGGACUGGCCUGAGGUUUCGCUACAAACAAGCAGCUGCUGGAAGAGAGCAGGUGAGUUGUGUUUAGUCUCUGUGCUAAAGAAAUUAGGCAAAGUUAAAAAGAUGUUUGGUGGCUAGUACUAUGGCUGGGACCCAAUAUGUACUAACCUCAGUAAAUCAUAGUGUAGUUCCGUUCAGUAACAGAACCUCAUUGGAAAAUUAGCUGAUUUAAGUUUACUGUGCUCUUGUUCAUAUAUAUUAACUCGACAGCACACAUAUCUAUACCUGUUAACAAAAUCAUAACUUUAUUGAAGAUUCGGCUUAAUAAAAACACCCUUAACUUUUUAUUUUACUACAGUAGAGGUUUAUUGGCCCAGCUUAUAGACCCCAGAAGUGGAGAAACGCCCCCGCUUCAGUUUUCUUAGGAGUUAGAACAACUUUGAAUAUAGUGCUAUGGCUAGGACCCUAUAUGUCCUGUUGCUGAAGUUAGGUGCUGUUCUGAGCAUUAUUUGAGGCUAUAGAGUGGCAUUUUGGUUGAAGUUUGUUUAUGGCUCCCCAGACCGCUCUGUCUGACUCUUUGAGGGCCGUCUCUGUCAUCACCAGGUCCACAGUCACAGGAACCGGGUGUCCCACAGCCCUGUAAAGGUUUCUGUCCCUGAAGGAUCUUGGACCGGCUCUCUGCAAUGCACCCGACAGCUGAUGUCUCUGUUCGCGGUGACGUGCAUCGAGACGAGCCACUACGUCAGCUUCGUCAAACACGGCCCCCUCCCCACGGACUGGCUCUUCUUCGACAGCAUGGCCGACAGAGAGGGUGAGGCGUCCGCUUAUUAAAGCUCUAAGUGAUGGAUUCAUUUGGAGUGCUCACCUGUCUGUGUGUGUGUGUGUAUGUGUGUGUGUGUGAUCCCGUGCAGGUGGAGAGAACGGCUUCAACAUCCCUCAGGUGAAGGCGUGUCCGGAGGUGGGACGCUUCCUCGGCCUAUCAGAGGAGGAGCUGAGCAGAGUGGACGCCACUUUGUUACGAGAGUCCGUCCGCAGACUCCUCUGUGACUCCUACAUGUGUCUGUAUCACAGCCCUGAGCUCAGCCUGUACAAGUGACCAAGACACACACACACACACACGCAAACAGACCUGAGAGUAGGACAAUAAGCCGCCCUCGUAGUGUUAUCUGUCAGGAGAAAACAAGCAGGUCCAAAAUUUGACCUCUAAAGGGACUUUAUUUUCUUUUUUUUUUAAGUUGUAUGUGAAGUUUUUUCUUUUUUUCAGCCAAUCAAAACAGAGAUUCUAGAUUAUGUUUACAAAGAGCAGGAAGAAGAAUCUGGUUUUUUGUUUUUCCUUGUUUUGUGCCUCUUCAUCACACCACUCAAACCCCGGUGAUGCACCAAAAAACUAAUAAAUUCUCUUGGUUUUCUUUCUCUCAUUUAAAAUCUGAACAAAGAUGGAGGCGAAAAAGAACAAAAUCAGUUAUAUUUGCUUGUAUUUAUCUGACGCCACGUAAUUUUUCUUAUUUAAGCGUGAAAAUGUGUAAAUAUUCUUUUGGAUGCUGUGUGAAAAUCCAAGAAAAUGUGCCAUUUAUGUCUUCCUGGGUCGAAAACAAAGUUAUUUGUAAAAACCUUCAUGUAAAGGUGGAACAAUUUCUUACUCAGAUGACUCAAAGAGUCUUUGAGAAAGCUGGUAAAACCAUCAGAACAAAGGAUCUGUAUCAAAGGCAUUUUAAUACUUCUGCCACUAUAAUGACAAAUAAUCAGCUCUAAUGAAAGGCUCUCAUCAGGCUUUAUCCGCUCAUAUUCAUCCAGUGCAAUGUAACUGUCACAGACUUAUUCAUAUCCGCAUACUAGUCUGGUUUUAAAUACAAAAAUAUAGAAGCACAACAACUGCGAGUGAACGACAAAAACUCAAACUAAACUACUGCUUUUUUUUUUCAUUUACAGCACAGUUAUUUGACAAAUCUCAAACUUUAAGUCAUUUUAAGCUGAAAGUAAUGCUGCGUUCGAGUUACCUCGGAAGUCCGAGUUACCAAGUCGGAAGAAAGCAAAAUCGGAGCACUUGCUUUGGCGAGCGCUAAAAUAACUUUUAUAGAUAGAGCCAUCUUGUUUCAGGCCUCCGAUUUUGCUUUUGUCUGACUUGGUAACUGAAACGCCAGGAACUCAGGUGUGACGUCAUUUUCAGCUCCGACAUCUGACGUCCGAAGUAACUAGAACGCAGCAUAAGACAUGUUGUUUGUGUCAAUUUUGGCGCCCCCUGUGGACAAAGCUAUCAUUGCUUAUCUUUUUUUCUACGUGCUUGGUAGCAUCUUCUACCAAUAUGAGAUUCGAUCUUCUCCAUUAUUUCCCUCCUUUCUGGUGUUCCUCAGGGAUCUUUUCUAGGUCCUCUUCAGUUUAUCGUAUGAACUCUUUUUUUUAUUGAAGGUUCUCGAAAUGACGGCGUGAUCAUCAGCAUCAGAUUGAAAGUGGUGCUAAUUUUGAGAAAAGGAAGAAUUAGUUGGAGUGGAUUGUAAUUCGUAAAAAGUCAAACCAGGUUUUGAUGUUUGUCCCCAAAGGAUGUUUUAAGUUCUCAGAAGAGACGUCGAACAAUCAUAUACAAGAAAGCCUUCCCUGAGCUCAGGUGUUCCUGCAGUCUGACUUAGAGUCAGUCUGAACUGGUGCUGCAAAGAGCUACAUGAUAUCUUAGAAGUGACAAUAAGCUAAAAUCUAAAGAGGGCGACAGGACCAUCAGUGUCUUAAAAUCCUUAUUGCUCUUUAUAAUAACAAACUUUGAUGGAUGACCGUGUUGAAGCGUCCAUGUGCCUUUAAAAUUCUCUCACACUGCACAGAAACAGGGAGUCUAUGAUGCUGAACACACUUUACAGUCAGAUUUGCACUCUUAUGUUUUCAUGCCAGUGUGUUUGUACUGCCUGUAAACUCUCUGCCUUAUACUGACUGUAAAGACCGCACACACAGAUUUGAAUAUUUGUCAUGCUGGGACAUUGGUCAGCUGUAAUAAAUGCUUUAAUUACA